Messenger RNA from Porites evermanni, 1472 nucleotides. The record is from the annotation of a GenBank genome assembly. NCBI's taxonomy places the organism in Eukaryota, Metazoa, Cnidaria, Anthozoa, Scleractinia, Poritidae.
AUGUCUUCAGUUAAGCGUGCUCGAACCGAAGAGCCAGCAGCUAAAUUAGAUUUUUCAAAGCCGUGGAAGAUGAGCGAUGUUGUCCUGCUGGUAGAGGAUAAAAGAUUUCAUGUGCAUCGAAACGUGCUCGUGUUGUGGUCGCCGGUGUUGGAGAAAAUGUUGAACGCAGCUUCCAGGGAGAAGAGCAAAUCUGAAAUUUGGCUUGCGGGAAAAAACGCAGACAGUGUUAAAACUUUGCUGAUAAUGAUGUACCCACCUGGCAACGAUGAGGUUACAUCUGAAAAUUACAGGGAGAUCUUGGAACUGGCAACGGAGUAUCAGAUCGCAUCUAUUGUUGAGAAGUGUGAAUGCUUUCUAGUAGAUGAGCUCAAUUUUGUUACGUUACAAAAGAGCAGCAAUCAGCAGGAUCCCAUUUCCUUGCUCAUUUUGGCACAGAAGUACGAGUUAAAGGAGCUGGAAAGUGUUUGUGUGGAAUACGCUUCUCGAUACAACUUGAAAGAACUACAAGAACACGAGCUGUAUGAUUCAAUUGAGGAAGAAAAUUACACGAACAUUUUGGAAUCAAUCGUCUCCAGAAUGGACCAUGCUCGCGUCAGAUUACCGUCAAAGGAAACCUUAAAAGAAAUGAAAGCAAAGGGAAUCGAGAAUGUGGAUGCCAUUGUCAAGAAUUUGUUGAAACAUGCUUCGCACAAGAAUUUCUCCUCUGGUCGUGAGUUAAACACGCAGGACGAUGUGGAAGCGUAUCUUCUGGCGCUGAAGUUAGACAACACUCAUCACAGCUGCCCUGGUAAGGCCAAUGAUAUCUGCCCAGGGCUCGGCCCAGUUUCAGUUCUACUCAAACAGCUUAAAGGAACUUUUGAGUCCCUUUAUUAAGGGUGAUAAUUGCCAUUCUUCGUUUGCAACUUACAAUUUGACAAGGCGGUCAUGUUGCAUAUUGUUACUCGAUAUUUUUGUUUUACAAAUGUAUGAAAGCCAGUCAGUCGAGUAUCGUAAGUGUCAGCUAACACCAGCAGGUGGAUAGGGGAGUACCAUCACCUUUUGGAUGAAUGAGGCUGAGUUUAUUAUGAAGAAUUAUGCAGAUCAAGAAGGGUUUUCACUCACUGACACACCACAGGUUAACACAGAUAACACCUUGUUUGACCUGUAUAAUUCUUUAUAACAGAAUAUCGUAAGAAAAGCCAGAUUCCAUACGGUUAACUCUCAUCUUGUGGACAUCCACCAAUGAUAUUGACAUCGGCUAAAUCCCCACCAAAAAUGAAUAACAAACUGAAGAAACUGUCUUUAUUACAAACUAUUAAGGACAAUACAUGUAACUUGCAGUCUUGCGAGUGUCCAAAAUAAUGAGAGAUGACUGUAGCAGAUUAUUGUUUUGUGGCAUGCUCCAUGAAUUGAUCUACUGGUCAAAGCCCUUCCCUUUGACAACCGUAACCCUUACCUGUGACACUCAUGACAGGUGUUACUGGUUCAAUUGA